Molecule: messenger RNA, 2419 nt
Organism: Austrofundulus limnaeus
Lineage: Eukaryota; Metazoa; Chordata; Actinopteri; Cyprinodontiformes; Rivulidae
Gene: gnao1b
Product: guanine nucleotide binding protein (G protein), alpha activating activity polypeptide O, b
Biological process (GO): G protein-coupled dopamine receptor signaling pathway; adenylate cyclase-modulating G protein-coupled receptor signaling pathway
Cellular component (GO): heterotrimeric G-protein complex; cytoplasm
Molecular function (GO): GTPase activity; G-protein beta/gamma-subunit complex binding; mu-type opioid receptor binding
Source: RefSeq, a predicted model, not a curated record
CCACCCCCCCAACCCCUCCGGGAGAGGGUACGGCGCGCCAGAGAGAGACACAUUCGCGGAGAAAAGACCGUUUCGGGCUCCCGGUUCUGUUUCCGCUCUCAAUCCGGGGCCUAAAUGCUGUAGCGGACGGCGCGUGGAGGAGAGAGCGCGACUCAGAGACGACGCAGCGAGCCGGAGAGGGACAGGGCGGACCGGGGGACACGACGGGACUGCUCACUCGCCUGGAAACAUGGGGUGCACACUGAGCGCCGAGGAGCGCGCCGCUCUGGACCGGAGCAAGGCCAUCGAGAAGAACCUGAAGGAGGACGGGCUGGUCGCCGCCAAGGACGUCAAGCUGCUCCUGCUCGGCGGCGGAGAGUCCGGGAAAAGCACCAUCGUCAAACAGAUGAAGAUUAUCCAUGAAGAUGGCUUUUCUGGGGAUGAUGUGAAGCAGUAUAAGCCUGUGGUCUACAGCAACACCAUCCAGAGCUUGGCGGCCAUCCUUCGAGCCAUGGAUUCACUCGGCAUCGAGUUUGGAGACAAGGAUCGAAAAGCCGACGCUAAGCUGGUUUGUGAUGUCGUCAGUCGUAUGGAGGACACGGAACCGUACUCGGCAGAGCUUCUCGCCGCCAUGAAGCGUUUAUGGGCCGACGCCGGGACUCAAGAGUGCUUCAACCGGGCUCGGGAAUAUCAGCUUAACGACUCUGCUCAAUACUACCUGGACAGCCUAGACCGGAUCGGAGCAGCAGACUACCAGCCCACAGAGCAGGACAUCCUGAGGACUCGAGUGAAGACCACAGGCAUCGUCGAAACCCACUUCACCUUCAAAAACCUCCAUUUCCGGCUGUUUGACGUCGGAGGUCAAAGGUCAGAGAGGAAAAAGUGGAUCCACUGCUUCGAGGACGUGACGGCCAUCAUCUUCUGCGUCGCUCUGAGUGGUUACGACCAAGUGCUCCAUGAAGACGAAACGACUAACCGCAUGCAUGAAUCGCUCAUGCUCUUCGACUCCAUCUGCAACAACAAGUUCUUCAUCGACACCUCCAUCAUCCUCUUCCUCAACAAGAAAGAUCUGUUCGCUGAAAAGAUCAAGAAGUCGCCGCUGACGAUCUGUUUUCCAGAAUACACAGGUGCUAACACUUACGAAGACGCUACGGCUUACAUUCAGGUUCAGUUCGAGAGCAAGAACCGCUCUCCCAACAAGGAGAUCUACUGUCACCUGACCUGUGCCACAGACACAGGAAAUAUCCAGGUAGUGUUUGAUGCCGUCACUGACAUCAUUAUUGCAAACAACCUUAGAGGGUGUGGCUUAUACUGAGGCCCGCCCCCAGAAGCACAGAGUUGUCGUGGAGUGUGUGAGGUGUUAAUAAUGAGAAUUUUGAGGAUGCUUAAACACGUAAAAUAUGUAAUUCUACACGUCAAAAAAAAAAAAAAAGGACCCAAAGAGCUGCCAUCAGACACCACACCGGAUCAUUGCCAUUUGUUUCCUCCCUUAUUUUGAUUUAAGGUACCACUCCCUCCCUCUCCCCCACUUCUCUGUUAAAUAUGUUUCUGAGCUGAAUGUUUCGUCUUUCGACUGACAUCAGAAGCACCAGGGGUUCGUUCAGACGCAGCUUUGUCCUGCAGAACUCUUCAGAACCCUAAAAAAUGCAACAAAAGGUGUCUGAUGCCGCUCUUAGACUCAGAGUAGGACACUGUGACCGACCUGUAGGCGUUUAUACCCUGAAUUCAGCCUCUGGUGCUCUGAAGAGCUGCUGCGUGCCAAGGUGGAGAUGAUGAUGAUGUCAUGGAGGUGCUGAACUUGUGGCUGAAGGUCGUAGACAGAAAGAAGGAGGCUGUGUUAACUUUCCUCCAACCCUACAUGUGACUGAGCAGCCUGCAGCUCCGUUCCACUGAUUUUUUUUUAUGUUCAAAUAGAAAGAAAGGACUCCUCUGUUCAGAGCAGCACUCGCUUCCCGCAGUGUAAACAAACAUUUAAAGAUAAAAGGAUAAAUCAACACGCCCGUGCCAACCAUUCAAGGAUAAAUUUGUGAAUAGAAUAAAAAAAAUAAUCAAUUAUAUUAUUUAAAUUAACUAUAUAAGGUUUUUUUUUUUUUAGGGGGGAGGGAGAAAGAAUUUUUAAAAUCUUUUCCCUUCCUGAUUAAUGAACAGGAACUCCCUCCCCCGAUCGUCUGUACAGCUCCCCAGUUUCUUCACCCCCCGACUUCUCUUAACCCAUCACAUAUCAGUCCUCACAUCUCCAUUUCCACCUUCAAAGCACCGUACUGUAUAUAUAUUAUGAUUAUACCAGAUUUUUUUCUUGUUUUUUUUUUUUUACUGUGAAUGUUUUUGUGCCGCACCCCCCCAUCCUAUUCAGUAGAUUAUUGGUUGCUCUCAUGUGGAAUGUUUGUGCUGAGUCAAUCGAAUGUUGUGUUUACAUUAAAGCCACUCUUUUCCUAACUAC